Molecule: messenger RNA, 723 nt
Organism: Aspergillus viridinutans
Lineage: Eukaryota; Fungi; Ascomycota; Eurotiomycetes; Eurotiales; Aspergillaceae
Product: class I SAM-dependent methyltransferase
Exons: 3
Coding region: 1-723 (240 amino acids)
Source: RefSeq, a predicted model, not a curated record
AUGUCGGACUUUACUGAGUUGAACAGACAAUAUUUCAGUAAACUAGCUAGUUCCUACAGGGAGGAAUUCCGACAAGGCCAGGAAUUGAUCUUCAAUGAGGUUCAAGGACGUCGCUCCUGGAUCAGUGAUACCUGGAGUGACACCCAGUCGGGAAAAGGUCAUAAAAUCAGGAUGCUCGAGUAUGCUUGCGGGCCUGGUGCUGUCUCCGCAGCGCUAGCACCGUUCGUCGACCAUAUUGUUGGCAUGGACGUAUCCGAAGAAAUGAUCAAGCAAUUCAACAUCAACGCCCAAGAAACGGGCUUUGCGGAUAAGAUGCAUGGCUACCACGGCGACCUCCUCGCUGAACCCGUGCCGGACAAUCUAUCCGGGCCUGAGUUCUUCGAUUUCGAUCUCGUCGCUGUGAGCAUGGCCCUUCAUCACUUUGACAAGCCUGACUUGGCGUUGAAACGCCUUGGCGAGCGGCUAAAGAAAGACGGCAUGUUCUUUAUUAUCGAUUUGGUACCGGAGGAUGAACACUCAAAUGGCCUGCACAAUGCAUUCCUCCAGGCAAGCGCGACAGUUAGAACACGUGGCUUCACCUUGGAGAACAUGCAGAAGUUGUUCAAAGACGCCGGAAUGGGCGAGAAGUUCGACUACCAGGUCAUUCAGGAGCCGGUAGUGUUCAAAAAGGAGGGAAAAGAGUUCAAGAAGACUAUAUUCAUCGCCAGAGCUCAGCGCAAUUAG